Messenger RNA from Gigantopelta aegis, 6162 nucleotides. Its product is annotated as dachshund homolog 1-like. The record is from RefSeq and is a predicted model, not a curated record. The transcript has 10 exons. Lineage: Eukaryota; Metazoa; Mollusca; Gastropoda; Neomphalida; Peltospiridae. Bases 89 to 1756 code for a protein of 555 amino acids.
UUAUGCUCUCUUGAAAUACAUUUUCUGUUUUUCUUCCCCUUCGUUCGUCCGUACGUUCGUUCGUUCGUUCGUUCUUUCUCUUACACUCAUGUUCGGAAUGAUGGAGUCACCCCCGAGUCAGGUGGUCAGGGACGCGAUCCACGCCGUCUCGCAGGCCAGCCCGACCCCCGGGAUCACGCCCAGCCUGGCCCACCCUCUGAAUCUGAUGAACAAGCUCCAGAAGGCGACCAGCUACAGCUCGCCCCCUCCCGUCGCCUGUCACCCGGAAAACAACGUGUGUAAACUCAUUGACUACAGAGGGGCGAAAAUCGCCGCUUUUCUGGUGGACAAUCGAGAACUUAUAUGUCUUCCCCAGGCGUUCGAACUGUUUCUGAAGCACCUCGUCGGAGGACUUCACACCGUCUACACCAAGCUGAAACGCCUGGACAUCACCCCCAUCGUCUGCAACGUGGAACAGGUCAGAAUUCUGAGGGGGCUGGGGGCCAUCCAGCCAGGUGUGAACAGGUGCAAACUCGUGUCGUGUAAAGAGUUCGACAUCCUCUACGAUGACUGCACUAACUCCAGUGCACGACCAGGUCGCCCCCCUAAGAGAAGUCCUUCUAUCCAUGCCAGUCCGGAGACAAUCGAGAAGCUGAAGAAGAGUCGACUUGAUGGCACGGAAUAUCAGUUCGAUCCAAGGCUUUAUGGCCUUUCCUAUUUUCCAGGUGAUCGGAAGUCUUUGCUGAAUGGGUUUCCACCCCACCCGUAUGCCAUGAGUCACCUCCCCUUCAUGCCACUCGCCCACCCAAUGAUGUCACCACCGGUUACCAUGGCAAUGGCACACCACCUGGGAUUACGGCCAGAUGGGUCAGUCAUCAAAGAGAGGUCCAGUUCAGAAUCGGACUUAAUGUCACCCAGAGGGCGAGAAGACCGGUGUGACAGUGUGGGUAAAUCAAUGGGCCAGUCAUCACCGUAUGAUCAGGAAAGAGCACAUUCACGACCUGUCGACAUUGAAGGAAACAAGCCCCUGAACCUGCAUGUUAAUGGCCACCUAAAAGAUCUCCACAAACCUUCCUCCCUGCUGAAGAGUGACGAUGAAGAUGAUGAUCUGGAUGAUGAUAAGUUGUCUGAUGAUGACAGAGAUGAUGACUUAGCUGAGAGUGAGGAGAUGAACAAUUCUUUCCAGAUGAAUGAAGACCACGGAGAGAAGUCGCUGGGUUCGAACCAGGAGCACACCAAGCCAGUGUUUGGUGGAGAGGUCAACGGCAUCUCGUCCAUCGAAACCCUUCUGCUCAACAUCCAGGGCCUGCUCAAAGUGGCAGCAGAGAAUGCGCGACAUCACGAACAUCAGAUCGGACUGGAGAAAACGGAAUUGAAGGUGGAGUUGAUGAGGGAACGAGAGUUACGAGAAACUUUAGAAAAGCAACUUCUGGAUGAACAGAAAAACAGAGUUAUUUUGACAAAACGUCUGAAGAAGGAGAAGAAAGCAAGGCGCAGGAUACAAGAACAGCUUGAUUCAGUUACCAAGUCCAACAUGUCCAUGCCAAACCUCGAACUGAGCAAGCCGGCAAACAGUCCCGAAUCUACACACAAUCUGGCUGAUUCUGUACAGCAAGAUUCAGAUGAAGAUAAACAGAGUCAGCCAGAUUUGGAGCGGAAAAUGACAGAAGCAGAGAGAAGUCUACACCAUGAUGUGUACGACAACUACCCAGUUCACCAGUCGAACAAUCAGCCACGUUUUCCAUACUUGUCACUCGUCCCCGGAGAAGUGCAAUGAACACUGUGUGGGCCACACGUCAGUGGCUCCCCAUCUACUCCCCAGUGAUCUUGUUACCAACACUGUGACAUGCUGUGAACAGUGAACAUUGCACUGAACACACCCUGUGUGAUAGGCAGUCAUGAAAUAUGGUGAAUUUAACACAGGUUUAGACCUGAUUUCAAUAUAAACUGAGAACAUUGCAGUGAACAUUGUAUUGAACUGACCCUGUGCGAUAGGCAGUCACAAAAAUGGUGAACACAGGUUUAGACUUGAUUUCAAAAUAAACUGACUGAGAACAUUGCAGUGAACAUUGUACUGAUCUGACCCAAUGCAAUAGCAGUCAACAUAAAAAUAUUGUGAACACAGGUUUAGAUUUGAUUUCGAUAUAUAAACUGACUGAGAACAUUGCAAAUACCAGUGAACACAUUGUACUGAACUGAUCCUAUGCAUUGAGCAGUGAAGAUACGAACAUGGUGAACACCCUCUUAAGACUUUAUUUCAGUAUAACACAGAUACAUCCGAGUGUUUCAUUUCAAGUUCUAACAAUGCCUGAUGUACGAUGUCAUGCCAAUAUGAUUUCGAAAAACAAAAAACCUGUUCCAAUGUUCACUUACUUGUUCAGGCUGAUGUUCACAAGCAGAUGGAGGAACUAUUUCAAUAACAAAAAAUGUAAAUGGAACCUUUGAAUGUGACACUGUGAAUCUAUACACCCUGACAGUGCAUGUGUUUGUUGUUGUGUACAGUGGACAGUGGUGAAGUUGUCUCUUGUAGCAUGUUCCAUUGCUAUGUGCUGAUGUUUAUGCUAUACUGGCAAGGACUUGCCAUAUAGAUCUAUCUAUCUAUAUAUAUAUACAUAUACAUAUAAACUAGUUAACAAUAUGUUGUAUGCUGUACGUACCCUAUAAACUAGUUCGAUAUCUCGGUGCAUGGAUGUUACAGAGGAGGAAUUCACCAAGGGAUGAACUGCAAUGGUCGUCAUGCACGUUUGUGUUUGUCCUGUUUUGCUGGAAUCACUGGGUAGACAGUGUUAUUGGUUUUUGUUAAUGGGGUGAUCAUUUAACUGCUGCAACAUCUUAUUAAGCAAAUGUCAAUGUGUAUAGAAAGGGUUUAGUCUCAGGUUCCUCUCACCCAAAGCGAUACUUAGUUUAAGAAAUGUAUAGCCAUGGGCUGUUCGUGGAUUAUGAAGUUCUAGAUUUUUCAUUUGCCCUAUUAGUUAAUUAGUCAGCUAGUUGAUUGUACGUUAAUCAUCUUAAAAAACAGGAGAUUGUUUGGCAGAAGAGGGCAGCUGUUGUUUAGAAAGUAGUCAUGGCCUGCCACAGUUAGAUUGGAUGGGAAUAACCACCAAAUUUAAGAAUUUUCCAGGUCAAGACAGGUUAAUAAAAACAGGAUCACGUUUUCUGCUUAACAGUUGAAGAGUUCAUUUCCAAAAUGCUGUAUAUCCAUUUAUGCCAUUUUGAGAAAAACAUUGUGUUGCUACACCAUGACAUUGUGUACAUCACACGAAGGACAGUUUUAACAACCUAUUCAUUGGACAUAGAUCACAUUUUGAUGGACACUUUAUUGUCAUAUUGUUGAGUAGCAGUUGUACUAACAUUAGUACACAUUCAUUGAUAAUUGUCAAAUCUGAAAAUUGGCAUAUAUUGCAUUUUGGAUAUGAUCUCUUCAGUUUAUUUCCAACUUUUCAGCAGUAGUUUCUUCCUUAGAAAAAAAAAUGAUUUGUUAACUUCUGAUGUUAUGUCCAUCUCCAUUAAAGUGUUGAUGUAAGACAUUAAUGGAUUAUGCUGCUUGCUGAGUGUUUGAAAUCAUUGAUGAUGAUGGUACUCAUUAAACUUUCACAGGUCUGAUUUAUACUUGUAUCUCGUUUCAUGUAUGUUAAUUAGAACAGUAAUGGCAUUUAAUUUCUAACCUCAUUUUGUUUUUACUUUAGUUACCAUAGUGAUUGGACAUUUAUUAACUGCUGUCUAUCAUAUAUAAUGAUCAUGCUGAAUUAAGAUUUAAGUGAAUGUGAUAUUUUUAGACUUGGUUUUGUCUCAAAAUUAGAUUUUUGUGUUUAAUAAGCAGGCCUUUCAUUUGUUUUGUAUGGAUUACUAUAUUAGACAGUUCUGCCUAUUAUUAGUAUUUGAAAAAAAAUGCAGUUGAUCCAUCAGAAUAUCUCUUUUUUCUUUUUUUUUAAAGUUUAUAUUACUCUUGGUAAAGAUCAUCAGAAUAUCUUUUAAUUGCCAUGUGCAUCACCAGGAAUUGUCUUAAAGGGAUUCGUGUUUGUAAUGAACUAUUACAUUUCAUGGCUUAAAAAACAAAUUCAAAACGUCAACAGAAAAAAUUAAAUGGCUAAAAGGAUGUUCAUUUGUUUGAACAAGUACAUUUUAUGGCCAAUACAUUUUUAAGGCAAAGAAUUGCAGCAAAAAAAAGAGAGAAGAAACCACUAAAAGUGUGUUUGUUCUUAACACCCAAAACUGCUACAACCCAGUGGCACACAUGUUUGAUAUUUUAUUCAUCAUUGUUCAUUCUAAUUACCUUUUAUGGUUACCAGAGGUGGAAUUUCAUAUCUUAGCACCACCCAUACACUCUUCCUGUCCCACAUACAUUUCAAGACAAUGCACACAGUUUUCCAGAGUUUUUGCCCAAGUGUUAUUUUCAUCUCUGAUUUAUUCAAAUCCAUACAAAAACUUCAAUAUCCUCAGCAUAUAAACAUGUAUUACAUGGCCUGUAUGUAUACAUAACAUAGUGAUCUCGUUAAUCAAUGUCUCAUGUUCAUUCAGUAGGUGUAACAUUCAUUGUAUAUCACAUGGAAUAAAUGCUAUAUGAAGUAGUAUUUUGUAUAUCACAUACAGUCACAUGUAAACCUUUCAUUAUGUCAGCAAUAAACGUCAUUGUGCCUCACAUCCAUUCAAUAAACAAAUCACAGGGAAUAGACAAACUUCAAGUGUAUCAUAAUCAGUGAGUAGGCAGUAGAUACGGGAGGCAAAUUUAAUAACCGUCAUACAUAUCGCAUACAUUUAAUCGACAUUCACAGUGGUAGUAAUCCUCACUUGUGAAUGUUUCGUUUUAGUUAUGGAGUAACUCAUUAUCGAUAUGAAAAUAUUGGUGGCAUAAAAUUCAUUUACCUGAUAUUAAUAUGAUUGGUUUAGAAUUCUUUAAUACAGGCCAACCCAAGUAUUAUCAUCUUUGCUUCAGUUUGAAAUUCCAUAUCACUUCAUCCAGUUUCAGCUUUUCGAGAUAAUUGUAUGUUAUCAUUAACGUUUCAUCUUGUCUUCAGUUGUGUCCUACCUCACAGGUGAUGGAUACAUGUAGCAGCAGGGUUCGAAAAAGUAGUCUAUUUUUAGUAUUUUUAGGUGAAGUAAAAAUUCACCUGUUAAAACCACUCCAAAAUUGCAGAUAAUUUUGUUAAGAGAUAGAUGUAUGUACGAUUAUAUCAUCUGAAGAGAUAACAUUAGUAUCUUGUGAUUUUGUUACACUUCAAUACCAUAAUGCUCUAAAAUACAUCUCAGAAGUCCUCAUUUUCCACAAACAUUACACACCUUCAUGUCAUCCAUUGCUGUCUUAUUUCCAGCAGCUCAUAUGUUUUUUAAGCAGGACAUAUUUCCUUUGAACUGCUAUUUUGGAGAAGAAAAAAAAAGCAGUCCAUAUUUUACUUACUAUUUUGAUCCCUGUUUACAGUGUGUCGUAAAUAAAUCUGAACAAAAUUAUUACUAUAUUCUCAGAAUCAAGAAUCUCCUAUAACUUACUGCCAAGUCCAUUCUUUAUAGGAGGAUAGCUAUUCCUUACGACAGUCCUUCCUGUUGCUGCUUUAGGCUAUUGCUUCGAAGACGGUUUUCAUAAAUCUCAACCAGAAAACCAUAUUUCUUCUGCCAUUGUUUUUUUAAAUAUUUAUUUUAAUAAAUGGGUAUAACUAACAAUGUAAACCUUGCAUUCAUACAUCGCUGAACACAAGGUUUUCUUAAAAACCCAUGUACCAGUAUUCAUAUUGAUGGUCAUCAUCAGGUAUCAGCAGCAAUUGUUACCUAAUCUGUUUUGGGUUUUUUGGGUUUUUAAUUGUAAUAGAUGUAUAAAUUGGUUGUGAAAUCUGUGAAUACAACUAUUGUUUCAGGUUUGGAAUAACACGCUGACUCACAAAAUAACAAUGUGGAUCAUGUAUUACAAGGACACAGAUAUAUAAACUAGUACUGUAACGUUUCAGUGUGGGUCAGUAUAUAAACAAAUCACAAUGCUGAAUUGUCAAAGAAUAUAUCGAAAUAGAACAAUAGUAAAAUACGUAACAUUUCUUCUAUCUGGUAAUGUAACAAAUUAAUACAUACACGUGCUUUAAAGGCAUAUUGUCACAGACCACUGAUCUAUUUAAUGGUCUAACAAAGUAUUACCUGAGCAAAAAUUAUUUGAUUUGUCCCUAAAUGUACUUUAUUCAACCAUCUUCAUAACCACCACAC